Trypanosoma conorhini is the source of this 912-nucleotide messenger RNA. Its product is annotated as gamma carbonic dehydratase. NCBI's taxonomy places the organism in Eukaryota, Euglenozoa, Kinetoplastea, Trypanosomatida, Trypanosomatidae. The coding region runs from base 1 to 912 and encodes 303 amino acids. The transcript has a single exon. The record is from RefSeq and is a predicted model, not a curated record.
AUGAAACGGUGUUUAGUCCUGGCAGCUGCAGCAGAAAUGCCAACGGUAUUACCUGAUUGGGCCAUAAAAAGGCAGACCAGACUGGCUUCCGCUUUGGACGGACUGGGUACUCGGCUUUCCUCCAUGGCGAAAAAAGUGAUAGGACUGAGUGACAAGAUGCUAGGAAUCCAGCCCAAGGAAACGCUCUAUCGCAUACCAAGGCUCCUCACUGUUAAUGGUGUGCGUCCAACUGUAAUGGAUAACGUGUUUAUUGCUCCCAGUGCUUUUGUUUCUGGUGAUGUUCGAAUAGGACGGAAAAAUUACAUUGGCUAUAAUGCCAUUCUUCGCGCCGAAAAGGGUGAAACAAUCUAUCUUGGUGAAAGUUGUAACGUUCAGGAAAAGGCCGUUGUGAGCGGAAACACCACAGUGGGAAAGUGGACAACUAUUGAACCCAUGUCCAUAGUUGAGUCGGCGGAUAUUGCUUCCUGCUCAUUUGUGGGUGCAAACGCUAUUGUUAUGAAAGGAGCAAAGAUGGAAUCUGGUUCAAUGCUUUGUGCGGCCUCUGUACUUCAGUCAGGUGCUAUCAUUCCUUCUGGAGAAAUGUGGUCUGGAAAUCCAGCUGAAAAAAUUAGGGAUUUAACUGAGAAGGAACAAGAGGAUAUCGUAAAGGCCGCAAAACAUAUGGUUCUUCUUGCAAUAGAGCAUAGGGAUUCAUGGGAACUUACUUGGGAGGACCUAGAAGACCAACGUGAGGCUCGUGAGCAGUUUGCCCGCUAUGCAGAAAACAACCGGGAAAUUCGAACAAAACCCAUGUAUAUUAAGGAGCCUCCACGACCAAGUAGAAAGGCGAUGGGUAGGAAAACGCCUCAGGAGAUGAUGGAUGGUGGGGAACAUAAGCCACCCUUGGCUGAUAGCAUUCAUGAGGGAUAUUGA